ACUAUUCUGGUCUGAUGAAAAGUUGAAAAUGGCGCUGGCGUUCUCAGCCAGAAGAGGCGGAGGCGACACAUAAGGAGGGGUCUGUGGGGAAAUAUUUUCAACCCUAACCACAAACCAUGUAUCGCAUUAGCAGCAGAAAUCCUCACCUCGUGGACACUUCAGUCAUAUGUUCAGAGAGUCAACAUGGAGGUCUGUGCUCUUAACCUCAGGCUGUUGAUCUGUGUCUUAUUCCUGCUGGGUGCACAUGUUCAAGAUGUGGAUUCACUGAUUCUCCGUCUUGAACCAAACAGACUGCAGUUCUUUGAAUACGAGUCUCUGAUCUUCCAUUGUGAGGGCUCUCAUGACCCGACUGGAUUGAAAAUUGUACAUCGGUCCAAAGGGGAAUUACUCAAAUGUCAAACUACAGUGACAUCAAAAAGGUCAUCCUGCACUAUUCCUAAUGUUCUUCCAGGGGACAGUGGGCAAUACUGGUGUGAGUCUAGAGAUGGGAAGAGAAGCGACAUCAUCCAUAUCAAUGUUACUGAUGGUCCUGUGAUCCUGGAGAGUCCCAUCAGUGUGAUGGAGGGAGAGGCUGUGACUCUGCGCUGCAGACACAAGACGACCUCAUCCAACCUCUCAGCUGAUUUCUACAAAGAUGGCCGCCUUAUCAGAAGAAGCUCUACAGGAAACAUGAGCAUCCCCAGUGUUUCCAAACGUGAUGAAGGAUUCUACAAGUGUAUCAUCUCUGGAGGAAGAGAAUCAGCCGAGAGUCUGAUGGCUGUCCAAGAGUUACACCAAGAGAUUCAUGCGUCCUCAGAUCUUCCGUUCAUCAUCUUCAGAAACAUUCUCCCUGUAGUAUUGAUGGCUUUGCUGCUGGUGCUGCUGGGACGGCUCCACUGUGGAAAACUCCGAGGUAAACCCACAGGUCGCAGCGUGACUGCUGAUUGAAGGACGAGCAGCACAUGAGACGUUUGGUUGAACCUGAUGUGUGAAAAAACACUUUUUAUUUUAUUUUGCAUUGUAGAAAUGGUUUCCAUGCUUUGCGCCCAACAUGUGUUAAUGUUUAAAGAUAUAUUAAAGAGAUGCGUUUUGUAUUUUCAGAUGUAUUACCUGUUAUUAUAUAGUGACAGUUAAACCCACAUGUUCCAUCUGCUGUGUGUAUUUAUGUGAGUGUGAAACUGUGGUCAACCACCACCUUGAUGCUGCAGCUUCACUUUCAUCUGAAGCACGCUGAUCGAGUCCAAAUAAAGAAAUGAGUCUAACACUUUAAGUCUAAUGUGGUUGUAAAUGUCAUACAUGAGAAGACAGAAAAUAACUGUGCCAUUAAAGAAGUGUACUGGU
This is a messenger RNA of Labrus mixtus (cuckoo wrasse), 1320 nucleotides long. Its product is annotated as Fc receptor-like protein 5. NCBI's taxonomy places the organism in Eukaryota, Metazoa, Chordata, Actinopteri, Labriformes, Labridae. Bases 184 to 927 code for a protein of 247 amino acids. The transcript has 6 exons. Gene Ontology annotation, biological process: cell surface receptor signaling pathway. Gene Ontology annotation, molecular function: transmembrane signaling receptor activity. The record is from RefSeq and is a predicted model, not a curated record.